Planococcus citri (citrus mealybug) is the source of this 1441-nucleotide messenger RNA. RefSeq lists its product as uncharacterized. Bases 52 to 1383 code for a protein of 443 amino acids. The transcript is spliced from 5 exons. NCBI's taxonomy places the organism in Eukaryota, Metazoa, Arthropoda, Insecta, Hemiptera, Pseudococcidae. The record is from RefSeq and is a predicted model, not a curated record.
UUUUUCGGUAAAUACAUACAACAACCAUAGAUAUCAGCAUUAAUUUUACAAAUGACCGUCUUGUUGGAUCUUUUUUUACGAACUACUUACUUAUUUGGCCAGAUGAAUUACACAAAUAUAAUAUGUUUCUUUAUUCUAUUUAUAUUCAUAGAAAUCAGUACCGUAAGGUCAAUAAUCGAUUCAUCUGAAAAAUAUGAUAUCACAGAUGUCGUUCAUGAUUCCAUCAAAGAUGCGUUAAAGGCUGAUCAUUUGACAUCAAAAUUAUGGAACAGCAUAAUAUUUCCGCAACAUCAUUAUUACAUCGAUAAAAAUCCUGUGAAAAGCAAGCGUUUCUCAGACUUCGUUUGCUUCGGCGCCUUGGCUUUCAUUAUAACACGACAUUCCCGCUCUCCAGUUCGUUGGAACAUUUCAAAAAAUGAAACGUUUGUAGGCUUCAACCAUAUAACAAUCUAUAUAGAUGGGGAGGUACACAUGUGGCAUAAUUUUUCCGCCUACACUUUCUUCUCAGGAUUUCUUGAAAUCAACAACGUAUCAGUAUGUGUCAGGCAUCUGACUGACGGUGAUGAAGAUAAGAAGAUCAACACCAGUGUUUCAUUUGGUUCUGCAAGCAUUUGGGGGGACAAUACAAUAAUUCGAGAUUACAAAAUCGAAUAUAAAGAACGACAAAAGAUGGUAUACAUAAUUAAUAACUUUUUUCCGAAAAUAAUAAAACAUUGUAUAACUAGUAACAAAAAUUUAACGCAAAGUUUGAGAACCAGUCCUUCCACUCAACCGCAUCAGAAAAUCAUUUCAAAAUAUCCAGACUUUCACGCGAACAAAGAAAGGUACUACUAUUCAUUACUUCCGAUUGAUCUCGAACUAAUCAGCUUCACCGACAUUAAGAUCGUAGGUUUGUCGAAUUUUGAAUCGAUGGAGGUCAAACAACAUCCACUAAACGAUAGUUAUUUAUUCACAAAUCAACGCGAUGAACCGAAAUACUAUCAGAUUUUACACAUGAAUGAUAUUUAUGGAAGCAUGGACUUGAGAUAUGGCAAGGAAAAGCCAGAGUUCAAAAAACAAAUCGCUGCGAUACAUUUCACAAUUAAUCGACUUACCAUGCUGAUUGACGUUUCAUACAACUUUACUAAAUUUGAAGCAGAAGACUACUCAAUCACUGAAUUACCUCAAAGCUUCUCAAUUCCAAUAACCAAUUGGUUAUCAAAAUUUUCAUCGACAAUAAUGAGUCAUCUCGAAUCAGCCAUUGCGCAUUCAGUACUGAGGGGAUUCCGGAAUAAAUACAACGUUCAAGUAAAGAAUGCGUCAAGUUUGGAGUCGAGUACGCGUCAAAUGGAAAAUUCAUUUAUUCAAAAACAUGGCAAAAUCAAGUCAUCAUAUGAUACUUAAUGAUAAAUUAAUGUGAUGAGUCCACAAGAGUUCUCAAAUAAAAUUGUUUGCAAUAGAA